Messenger RNA from Fonsecaea multimorphosa CBS 102226, 960 nucleotides. RefSeq lists its product as uncharacterized. The coding region runs from base 1 to 960 and encodes 319 amino acids. The transcript is spliced from 2 exons. The record is from RefSeq and is a predicted model, not a curated record. NCBI's taxonomy places the organism in Eukaryota, Fungi, Ascomycota, Eurotiomycetes, Chaetothyriales, Herpotrichiellaceae. Gene Ontology annotation, molecular function: dioxygenase activity.
AUGGCCAUCAGCUACGAGGUCAAGCCUACCUUCAUCAUCCCGACCGUGGAUCUGACCGCGUACUUCAAAAACCCCGAAUCGCCUGAGGCAGAACAAAUCGUGGAACAGAUCCGCACGGCAUGUGCCACCAGCGGCUUCUUUCAAAUCACAGGCCAUGGUGUCUCGCAAUCACUCCAAGAACGAGUCUUCACGGCGGCAAAAAAACUGUUCGCUCUCCCCGAGGAUGUCAAACGUACGUUGGUCGGGCCGCCAGGCCGUGGAUACGAAGUGCUUGGGUCGCAAAUUUUGGAGGAGGGGAAAAAGCCCGAUUUGAAAGAGGGCUACUUUAUCGGCCGUGAAGUCCCCGACAACAAGCCUCCUUUCCGUCCGUUUCAAGAGGCGAACAUUUGGCCAGAUAUGAGCUUGAUUUCGGACAGUGAGUUCAAAGAGCCUUUGCUGGAAUAUCACGACACUCUGUCCAAACUUUCAUUCCACGUUACGCAUAUCCUGUUUCGAGGUUUGUCCGGUUUCGACACCAGCAUCUUCACCGACUUCUGCAAGGAUCCCCUCGCCAGUAUCAGAUUGCUCCAUUACCCACCCCACCCGCCGUUGGCGGAUGCCAAUCUUGUUGGGGCCGGUGCUCAUACUGAUUUCGGCGCCCUCACGCUCCUCCUGCAGGACGGUCACUCGGGACUUCAGGUGUUGAAGAAGACCCCAGAGCAAGAUCAGUGGAUAGAUGUACCGCCCCAGCCAAACGCCUAUGUGGUCAACGUCGGCGACUUUCUCGAGUCCUGGACCGGCGGCGCCUACAAGAGCAACGUCCACCGCGUCAUCAACACCAGCGGCACCGACAGAUACUCUAUCCCUUUUUUCUGGGACGGAAAUGCAGAUUGUGUCAUCAAACCUCUCGACGGCUCACUGGCCAAAGGGUACACGGUGGAGGAGCAUAUGCUCUCCAGAUAUGCACAGAGUUAUGCCUGA